Mytilus trossulus (common blue mussel) is the source of this 591-nucleotide messenger RNA. RefSeq lists its product as uncharacterized. NCBI's taxonomy places the organism in Eukaryota, Metazoa, Mollusca, Bivalvia, Mytilida, Mytilidae. Bases 1 to 591 code for a protein of 196 amino acids. The record is from RefSeq and is a predicted model, not a curated record. The transcript has 5 exons.
AUGGAUAAUUGGAUAAAAUUACAGAUGAAUAAAAUGACAGAUAAAUUGAAAGCGGAAAUACGAAAAGAAAACAUGGAAUUGAAAGUAUUGUUUAACAGCUUUAAGGUGGAGGAAUUGAAAGCAGAAAUAACGAAAGGGAACAUGGAAUUGAGAGCAAUGAUUACAGAUCUUAUAAACGCAAAUGUUAGAUCUGAGAGCAGCGGGCAAACAAACACACAGAGGACUUAUACGACAUCAGAUGAGGAGGAAGAUAGUCAGUACAUGCAUUACCAAGGAAACACUGAAGACGACCAAAGUGUUAAGAAUGAUUCUGAACAAGACAGCAGUGAUCAUAGUGAUAUUCAUGAAGAGGAAGCUAAGAAUGAUACGAUUGAGAUCGAUGACGUAGAAAUAGAAAAGGAACAAAAUCUGACAGAUGGAGCAGAGAUGGAAAUGUUAUUUACGGAGCCAAUGUACCUGACACCUUUAAAGCAUACCAUUUAUUCAAGAGACAACAGUCCACCAAAGCCAAUACUUCCUGCCAAAGGCAAGCCAAAAAACAUCUUAAAUCCAUUCAUUCGAUGUGUUAGAGCUUUUGGUUUUGCAACUUGA